Messenger RNA from Salmo salar (Atlantic salmon), 3250 nucleotides. RefSeq names its product exocyst complex component 4. Gene Ontology annotation, biological process: Golgi to plasma membrane transport; exocytosis; chemical synaptic transmission. Gene Ontology annotation, cellular component: growth cone membrane; synapse; exocyst. Lineage: Eukaryota; Metazoa; Chordata; Actinopteri; Salmoniformes; Salmonidae. The record is from RefSeq and is a predicted model, not a curated record.
CUCGUCUCUCAUUGGUAGGUUGUCAUUCUGUUUGGGUGCAGUAGCUGUAAAAAUGGCAACUGAUACAGGGAGAUACCGGAGUGCAGUUAGCAAAAGCAAAGACCCUUCAGGUUUACUUAUCUCCGUUAUAAGGACCCUGUCCAGCAGCGAUGACAAGCAGGACAGAGAGACGGAGAAGGGCCGCCUGGAGGAGGCGUUUGAGAAGUGCGACCGGGACCUUGAUGAGCAGAUCGUCCAACACUACGCUGAGCUGACCACCGCCAUCCGGACCUACCAGAGCAUCACAGAGAGAAUCACCAGCUCCCGUAACAAGAUCAAAGGGGUGAAGGAGAACCUGCUGUCCUGUAAGAUGCUGCUCCACUGCAAGAGGGAUGAACUGAGGAAGCUGUGGAUCGAAGGCAUCGAGCAUAAACACGUCCUCAACCUGCUGGACGAGAUCGAGAGUAUCAAGCAGGUCCCACAGAGACUGGAGGCCUGCAUGGCCAGCAAGCACUACCUGCACGCCACCGACAUGCUGGUGUCAGCGGUGGAGUCUCUGGAGGGCCCCCUGCUGCAGGUGGAGGGUCUGGGGGACCUGCGUCUGGAGCUCCACAGUAAGAAGCUCAACAUCCAUGUGGUCCUCAUCGACGAGCUGCACCGGCACCUCUACAUCAAGUCUACCAGCCGCCUGGGGACCAAGAACAAGGACAAGAACCAGGGACGCCACGGGGGCUCUACAACCAAAGACACGUCCCCUCUGCCCCAGCUGGACGUCAGCAGCCUGUCCACCCCUCGCAAGCUGAUGGACUCCUCCCAGUUCAGCACCCCAGGGACCACCAGCAUGCGUGAGCUGCAGGCGCACCACGAGGCCCGCGAGGACCCUGACGUGCACCCGGAGGAGAACACCCAAGAGUUCAUGGGCGUCCUCAUCAAAGGCCUGGCCAAGCUCAAGAAGAUCCCGGAGGCUGUCAAGGCCAUCAUGGAGCGCCUGGAGCCUGAGCUGAAGCAGAUACUGAAGAGAUCCACUACCCAGAUAGCUGAUCACGCCUACCAGAGAGGAGAGAACCUAGCCACAGAGAGCCAGCCCAGGCUGCUGCUGGAACUGCUGGAGCUGCUGUUUGACAAGUUCAACGCGGUGGCUGCGGCCCACAGUGUGGUGCUGGCCCACCUGCAGCAGAUUGUGGUGUCCCCCAACGGAGCCCAGGAGGGCAUCAAGCUCUAUGAGCAAGCCGACGUCUCUGCUAAGAUCCAGACCGUCCUCCAGGUUCUGUUGAUGGACUACCUGGAUGUGAAGAACACUAAAAGUGCUGCCGAGCCCUCUGCCCAGCUCACCUACGCCAGCACUGGCAGCGAGUUCGCAGCCUUCUUCGCCAAGAAGAAACCCCAACGUGCCAAGCAGUCCCUCUUCAAGUUUGAGUCGUCGUCUCACGCCAUCAGCAUGAGUGCCUACCUGAGGGAACAGAGGAGAGAGCUGUACAGCAAGAGUGGAGAACUACAAGGUGGUGCAGAUGAUAACCUGAUCGAAGGAGGAGAGAUGAAGUUUGUGUGUAAACCUGGAGCCAGGAACAUCACAGUGAUCUUCCAGCCUCUCCUCAGGUUCAUCAAUGAGACGGAGCAGAACAUGGGUCCACCGGGCCAGGCCAAGCAGUGCCAGCUCCGGACCUUCCUGACCUACUACAUCAACGACCUGUUCCUGCACCAGGUCAGAACAGAGAUCAACAAGGAGAUCCAGGCCGUCAGCAAGACAGCAGAUCCACUGAAAGUCCUGGCUAGUGCUGAUACUAUGAAGGUCCUGGCGGUGCAGAGGCCCCUGCUGCAGAGCACAGUAGUAGUGGAGAAGUCCAUCCAGGACCUGAUGACUCUGAUGCAGGACCUGAGUGCCUACUCCAACCAGUUCCUGGAGAUGGUCUGUGACAAGCUGAAGGAGUACAAGGAGGUCUGCAACACCUCAUACAGGGGCAUAGUCCAGUGUGAGGAGAAGCUGACCAUCAGUGCGUCGUGGUCUAAGGACGAGGACAUCAGCCGACUGCUCCAGUCUCUGCCCAACUGGGCUAACAUGGCCCAGCCCAGACAGCUCCGACAGAAGAGAGAGGACGAGGAGGACUUCACCAGGAUGGCGUUUGCCAAGGAGUCAGAGGUGCUGACGGGUAACCUGGGUGACAAGCUGAUCCCGCAGAACGAGAUCCUGCGUGACGUGAGCGACCUGAAGACCCUGGCCAACCUGCAGGAGAGCAUGGAGUGGCUGUCCUCCAGACUCAAAGGCUUCUUCAUCAACCUGCCCCACGCUGCCAGUGGGUCUCCAGGCUCGGACCCCCAGGUGACCAAUGAGAGCGUCCGCAGCAGGGACCAGAUCCUCCAGACUCUGACUGACCUGUCCAGGGCCUUCCAGGACAUCGCUGACCGCUGUCUGCUGGUCCUCCACCUGGAGGUCAGAGUGCAUUGUUUCCACUACCUGAUCCCCCUGGCCAAGCAGGGGAACUAUGCCAUAGUGGCCAACGUAGAGAGCAUGGACUACGACCCCUUGGUGGUCAAACUCAACAAGGACAUCAGCGCCAUCGAGGAGGUGAUGGGCGCCGCGCUGCAGCAACACAAGUUCCAGUACAUCUUUGAAGGUCUUGGCCACCUGAUCUCCUGUAUUCUGAUCAAUGGAGCCCAGUACUUUAAGAGGAUCAGUGAGUCUGGCAUCAAGAAGAUGUGUAGGAACAUCUUUGUCCUGCAGCAGAACCUCACCAACAUCACCAUGUCUAGAGAGGCUGACCUGGACUUCGCUAGGCAGUACUAUGAGAUGCUGUACAACGCUGCAGAUGAGCUGCUCAACCUGGUGGUGGACCAGGGCGUUCGCUACACAGAGCUGGAGUACAUCCACGCCCUCAGCCUGCUGCAGAGGAGCCAGACGGGCGUGGGAGACCUGAGCACGCAGAACGUCCGGCUGCAGCGCCUCAAGGAGAUCAUCUGCGAGCAGGCAGCCUUCAAGCAGGCCACCAAGGACAAGAAGAUCACUACUGUUUGAGAGGGGGGACAUUGGGAGGCUGUUGUUGGCAAUGGUCUGUUUGCAUUAGUGUCCAGUGUUUCUCAACCUCCUGUCUGGAAAAGGGUUUAGAUUAAAGCUAGUAUUUUAGAGCUGACCUAGCAGUGUCAGCUAACCAUCUGAGGGACUGGUCAGCACCUCCACAGGGACUGGUGAUACACUGGGUUUGUUAAAGUCCUGAGUCUUCAUUAGAUCCUAUGGCAGACCGUAAUAACCAUGUACUAUGUUUUGGGGGUUGAGAUA